This is a messenger RNA of Paraphaeosphaeria sporulosa, 4697 nucleotides long. RefSeq lists its product as uncharacterized. Gene Ontology annotation, cellular component: transcription factor TFIID complex. Bases 74 to 4483 code for a protein of 1469 amino acids. Gene Ontology annotation, biological process: transcription initiation at RNA polymerase II promoter. Gene Ontology annotation, molecular function: RNA polymerase II general transcription initiation factor activity; transcription cis-regulatory region binding; chromatin binding. The record is from RefSeq and is a predicted model, not a curated record. Lineage: Eukaryota; Fungi; Ascomycota; Dothideomycetes; Pleosporales; Didymosphaeriaceae. The transcript is spliced from 2 exons.
GCAUCGCGCGCCGAACGUCGACGCCACGUCCACGCAACCACCGCAGCAGGGCCGCCUGCACUCGCUGCACGCCAUGGACGACGGCGGCGAAGACCCCGCGCUCGCUAGCGCCUUUACCGUCGACAGCCAGCGCCUGGAGCUCGACUUCAGCUUCUGUCCGCGCCUGCUCAAGGGCAAGACGCAGAUCACCAUCCAGCCGCAGUCGCCCAAGCUCAAGGAGAUCCACCUCAGCUGCCGCCAGCUCAAGCCGUCGCGCGUGCGCCUGCUGGGCCGCAACGUCCACCUCGAGUACCACGACCAGUACGACCAUCUGGGGCUGCCCCCGCAGCACACCAUCCACCAGUACCACUUCCUGCGCAACCGCGUCGGCCGCCAUGAGAUCGGCAUCGAGGAGGAGCUGAAGAUUCCCCUGCCGCCGGACUUCAAGAUCCCGACGCGGCGCAUGCAGGGCUCGCAGGAGAUUGUCUGCGAUCCGCUGGUGGUGGAGAUCGAAUACAAGCUCGACGACUUCCGCGACGGCCUGCACUUCGUCGGCACCGGCGAGGGCGACUCGCGCUUUCCCCACGUAUACACGCGCAACACAGGCUUCCCGGGCUUCGCUUCCUCCUUGUUCCCCUGCGUAGAUGACGGGAACACGCGCAUCCCUUUCGAGCUGUCUGUCCGGUACCCGCGCACUGUGGCCGAUGCCCUCGGAAAGGGUUCUGCCUCCGCCAGCGGGUCGCAGGCGAAUGGCGUUCACAAGGCCGAUAGCGUUUUGGACGGAUCUAAUGACGAUAAUGAUUUGACCGAGGAGGAGCGGGCGUUGGAGAUGCGGGCUGUCUGCUCCGGCGAGCUGACUGACACUAUUGUCGAUCCCAAGGAUCCAACCCGAACUACAUCCAGCUUCCGCAUAGACCCCAUCACCGGAGGUGGCAUCCUCCCACAGCACGUAGGCAUUACAAUAGGACCGUUUCAAGAAGUGGAUCUCUCGAAAUUUCGCACCGAGUCUGAAGGCGACCGCCUGCAGGAUCAAGCCGUUCGGGUACACGCCUUCUGUUUGCCGGGGAGGGAGGACGAACUCAGCAACAGCGCGCAGAUGAUACCGAGGACGCUUGAUAGCUUCGUAGACUGCUAUCAGACUUAUCGACUGGGGAAAUCGUACGAACUUGUUUUCGUGGAUGAUCUACCUUACGACACUGCGCAUACCAUGGCACUCACCAUCUGCAGCUCUCGAUUGCUGUACCCAGAGAGCGUCUGGGAACCGUUAGAGCAUACCACACGGACUCUAGUACAUGCCGUUGCGAGCCAGUGGAUUGGUGUCGAUGUCAUUGCUCAAGAAUUUCGCGACCACUGGAUAAUAGCAGGAGCAUCCUGGUUCAUGACCGAGUUUUACCUGCGCGACCUACUUGGACGUAAUGAUCAUCGAUUUCGACAGAAGCAAUACAUGGAUAAACUUCUGCAAUUGGACGUGCGACGACCUUCGUUGUACGAGCUGGGCCGAUACAUCCAUCUGGACCAUGGCGCGCAGGAAUUUAUGGAUCUCAAAGCUUUGGCUGUGCUGUCCAUACUUCACAACCGUCUUGUUAAGACGAGUGGAAAGAAUGGCGUGGACCGCUGCCUAUAUCGACUGCUGUUGAACCGGGCUGGUGGCUCGCUUAACAACGGUGCCAUCUCUACGGAUGCUUUCCUCUCACUUUGUGAGAAGGUCGGCCAUCAAAAGCUCGACGGCUUCUUCAAGCAGUGGGUAUAUCAAGCUGGCUAUCCAAUAUUCGAAUGCCACCCGACAUUCAACAAGAAGAGGCAGACGGUCAAUUUAGUUAUCCGGCAGUCACAAAGCGGUCCGAUUAAUGAUGAGGCGCUCCGCUCCACCGACUUUAUGCGCGAAGCUAAGGAGCGGAGUCGAUCAUUUCAGCCGAACUCAGAUUUGCCUGCCUUUGUUGGGCCCAUGACGAUCCGUAUCCACGAAGCAGACGGAACACCAUACGAGCACAUCAUCGAAAUCAACUCGUCACAAGUGCGGGCCGAGAUCCCCUAUAACACCAAAUAUAAACGCAUCAAACGCAAUAAGCUUAACAAGGAGCGACAGGCGCAGGCACAAGGAGCUGACGCGUCUGGGGAACAAGACGAGGUUACUAUUUAUUCUCUUGGUGACCUGUUCCUGAAUUCGGAGGAAGCAGAAGAAUGGAAGAUCCAGGACUGGUCGACUGAAGACGAGCAGAAAAUGGAGAAUGAAGCGUACGAGUACAUACGAGUAGACGCUGAUUUCGAAUGGCUCGCAAAGAUAUCCAUCACCGAUAUGCCAUCCUACAUGUUCGUCUCGCAACUGCAACAAGACAAAGAUGUUGUUGCACAGGCGGAAUCCAUCCAAUACUUGGCCAAGAAGCAAGGACACGGUAUCAUUUCCAGUUUCCUUGUCAAGACGCUCAUGGACGCUCGGUAUUUCCACGGCAUCCGGACGAUGGCGGCUGAACUCCUCGCAAAUCAACUGCACAUUGAUGGUCCGGUGGAGCUGAUUGGGCUAUACCAUCUGAAGAAGGCUUUCCAAACGCUCUUCUUUGUCUCGAACUCGGAUAUGACGCGGCCCAAUGACUUUUCCGAUCGAGCUCUAUACAAUGUGCAGUGUGCUAUUCCUCGGGCCAUUGCAAAGGUGAAGGGACGCGAUGGAAGAACGCCUGCCGAAGUCAAGCAGUUCCUGCUCGAUAUCAUUCGCCAUAACGAUAAUCGGGGUAACGAUUUCAGUGACGAUUAUUACCUCGCCACACUCAUGCGAGGGUUGGCUGAGUGCCUUGCUGUGACACCAGCUGAUAAUAUCUCCAUCGAUUUCACAGAGCAGGCAGCAGAGAUCGACUUCAGAAAGAAGGCAAUGGGUGAGAUCGAUCGUCACAAGCGUCUUGACGAAUGGAUCCCUUCGUAUAACAACGUCUUCACCACGACCGCACUGGAGUGCGAUGCUCGGCUAAUGAAGGACCGUCUAAAGCCGCUAAAGAUUUCCGAGUUUCUGUUCUAUAGCCAGACUGGCAACGCAGAGAAUGUUCGGUUGAAGGCAUGGGAUUGUCUUGUGCGCCUAGGAGCGUUCUGCACAAAGGACCACAUCACGAAGUUUAUGAUCCAUGAGCUCUAUGCGGACCCAUCUCCAUACUUCAGAACCCAACUACUCCGAAUAAUGGGUAUAGCGAUUGGCCAGAUUGCGGUUGGCGAUACUGUCAUUCUGAAUGAGCUCCAGAAGCGGGAGGAGACUGAUGAUCGACUCCUCGUCCUUGGAAAUGAGCACGUUGAAGGACAAAUUCGAAAAGACAAACAGGAUCGCGCCAAGCUGGAUGGUGCCCUCCGUGCACUGAGGGUCGACUUGGGCAAGAAUGUGGCCUUCAAAGAGGCGCUGGAAGAGGCGCUCAAAGCCAACGGAUCGUCGUUGCAGGUUGUGUCUGAGCUGUUGGACAUUUGCGACAUGUUUGUUGAGCAGGCUAACAAGAUGAUUGUGACGCUGAAAUAUCCGCGAUACUGGAAUGUGGAGCGCGUCGAUCCCCCCCGUUCAGGUAAACUUCGCAUGCGCUUCUACCGAGGAGAAAAGAUUCGGACCAAGAUGUUUCGUCCGCCGAAACCCGCUCCGGCGGCUGUGGUCGAGGAGGCUACGAAGCCGGCGCCCAAGAUUGCGAUCAAGUUCGGCACGGGGAAGAGUACCGCGGGCAGUCCGACAGCAGAUGCGUUACCCCUAAGCCUAAAGACAUCUCUGCCUGCCCAGUCGCGUCCUGCAUCAGAAUCCGCGCCCGGCACUCCAGUACGCGCGAAUCCUCCGGGAGCUUCGCAAGAUAUCAAACGUCCUCUCCCUGUUCCAGAAGUACAAUCUUCGGCCACCUUCACGGGCACUCCGAAUGGUUCGAAGGCUUCGACACCGGCACCCUCAUUCCAGGCCCAAGCACCUUCGCCAGCAUCGACACAGGCUCCUGAAAUAUCCACACCUAUGGAAGGCGUGGAAUUGACCUCAGCACCAGCACCAGCGCCGCCCCGACCUCAACCCCUUCCGGUCAAAUUGUCAAUCCCGGCGCCCGCUCCUACCCGGUCUCCAGCUGCUACUCCCGCCCCGGCAUCUGCAAGAUCAACGCCUGCUCCUAUUCCAACACCGACUGUCGACACCACCAAGCCGCCGAAGCUCAAGAUCAAGACGCUUAAGCAUCCCAAGCCGUCGUCUUCCUCGCAACCAGUCAAGUCGUCUUCUUCCUCGCAACACCCCAAGCCGUCUCCAUCUCAACCCAAGGAGAAGAAGAGCAAGCACAUCAUACUACGCCUCCCACCGGCAAAGCUGGCCAUGAUUAGGAAGCGCAAGGCACAGACGGAUAUUGAUCCUCGCCCUGCAAAACGCACAGGCACCGAGUCGCCAUUCACGAACGGUUUUACGACCACGCCCAAGAGCGGGUUGGUUUCGGUCGUAAAGAAGGAUGGCGAGAGGCCGCGUCUUAUGGUGAAGAUGAAGGUGGGGAGUGCUAAUCUGGCGCGACUCGUCCGAUAAGACGGUGUGCGAGAAAGCCAUUGGGGCAAGAGACCUUGUACAGUUUACACUCGUGCAUUUUACGGCGUUUAUUGAUCAUUACUUUGGCAUGAGGGCCAGUUUGUAUUUUAUGAUGGGUCGAUGGGAGGAUUCCCCUGGUUAUUGCAUCUAGCGGUGGCGUUUCGGCGGCGGCUUAGGUGGGUUGACGGAUAUACCCUUUUACUUCCUUCCUCGC